Messenger RNA from Cantharellus anzutake, 723 nucleotides. Its product is annotated as kinase-like domain-containing protein. The record is from RefSeq and is a predicted model, not a curated record. Lineage: Eukaryota; Fungi; Basidiomycota; Agaricomycetes; Cantharellales; Hydnaceae. Gene Ontology annotation, biological process: protein phosphorylation. Gene Ontology annotation, molecular function: protein serine/threonine kinase activity; ATP binding. The annotation marks the transcript as partial. Gene Ontology annotation, cellular component: cytoplasm. The transcript is spliced from 3 exons.
CAGCGAAUUAUGGAACAAACCAGGAUAUGGUAUAAAGCGAGACAUCCCAAUGUAGCCAAGGUUCACGGAUGGAUGUUGCAGGUAGAUGAUAGUGGGAGUUUACAAGCUUGUUUGAUUUCAACAUGGUAUCCCAACGGGGAUAUCACAUCCUACUUGUUGCAGCAUCCUGAGGCAGAUCGAGAGGACCUGAUAUGCAAUAUAUGUUGGGGCCUAAAGCAUCUUCACGCAAAUGACACAGUCCAUGGAGACCUCAAACCGACAAACGUCAUGAUGGGAAACCGUGGAAUUGCCAUUCUGUGCGAUUUCGGAUUGUCGUCGUUUCUCCAUGGUGCUUCCAGUUCCGCGUUCACAGGGGCCCUGCAUGGGCUUCGCAGUGUACGAUAUACAGCUCCACAGCUUCUGGAGGAUAAUAGCGUUAACCCCUGCAGUAAGGAAGCUGACAUCUGGGCGUUCGGUUGUGUUUCUAUUGAGGUAGGUGCCAUCGAUUCCCAUUUGACCCCACAUUUGCAAAUUCUAUUCUUCCAGAUCCUAUCUGGACAACGGCCAUACAAUAAAAUCGACGAUGAGAAUGACUUGUGCAACAAAAUUCUUGAUGGUGAACCUGCAUAUACCCCGGACGUUUUUCAGAGAGUCAAAGUCAAAGAUAUCAUCAAAGAUUGCCUGAAGGUUCCCGCACUGAAAAGACCCCAUGUGAAGGCAUUAAUUAAUGUCCUUGCACCUUAG